AUAUUUUAAAAAAAACAUGAAGGCAAUUUUCAUUGUUUAUUUAUCUUUUACACAGGCUGUCAUGUCUCUAGGCAAAGGGAGAGCAUUGCGAAUUACUGUGUUAUUGUUUACAUCAUGGCGGCUUCAACAAAUGCCCAGCAACAACACCGAACAAAACUUACAGAGUAUCUUCAUUCUCAAGCGAAACCUGUUCACCUUGAAAGUAGUGUUAAAAGGGACAGUGAUAGACGAGCCCAAAGACAGAGUUCAAGUUCCAAGGGUUUGAGAAAUUCCCAACGGACUAAGCCAAGUCUCCCGAAUAAUAAAUCUCAAAACAUUUCAGGCCAUUUAAGGCUACCAAGCAUCCCAAAACUUCCAGGAAAUGGGCGACCUCGGAAAGCAACUAUUGAGAGUUUGCCAAAUGAAAUUCUAUCGAUGAUAUUUUGGAAGCUGAAGAUAGGAGAUCUCAUUGUGGCCUCUCAAGUCUGCAGGAGGUGGAAUUUUGUUGCCUGUGACAAUUUGCUAUGGAAGCAAUAUUAUGCCAAGUUUGCUGGUCCUGUCGAAAAAGAGAAGGAAGCCAGUAUGCCGGUACAUCAACUUGACUCUGGUUGUUGGAAAUAUUUGUGCUUAAAGAGGUGUAAGGUAAAACGAGAUCAGAUCUACCUGAAGAAAUGGAAAAAGCCAGACAGUUACACAGGCCUGAAACAGAGACCUGAACUUUCCCUGGGAAAAGUUGGUGUCAGGUUUGAUUUGAGCUUUACAGAUGCUCAGGGGGUAGAACAUCCUAUGAAUCAGAGUGAUAUCUUCUGGAUGUCUAUGUCUUGCACAAUCCGAUGGUACGACCUUGUCUUCCCAGACUUCAAAGACAUCCAUGGGCUAAAGAUUCAUGCCUGCUCCCCUCUCAUGUUCUACGGGCCUUCAAAGCCAGCAAAAGAUGGCAUCAUUCAGAGGUCUCUACUCUUGGAGCUGAAGGGAAGCCUGAGAAAUAAAAUGUCUGGUUUGAAACCCCUGACAAGUGACAACCAUAUUGAGCUCUAUCAACUCUCUUCUGGUUUCAUUCUUGGAAAAUAUCUGGCUGGCGGGGAUAUUGCUUUCAUUGCUACCACUUUUCACUAUCAGAAUUUUGUGUCACGCUGUUUAUGUGGCAGUGCAGAUAGAAGCUGGGCACCCCCUGAGAGAGUGGCCUUUGAAGAUGACAUUGACUCUCAGUAUGGUCUUCACGGAUACACCUGCAUUUUACUUUUACGCAACAUGAGACAAAAGAUUUUAGAAUGCAAGUUUACUGACCUAUACACCAGAAGAGAAUCUGUUGCAAAUGGAUUUGCCACUUUUGUACCGGUGAAGAAAGAUGACAAGCUCACUCACUGUGCUUGCUUGAAGGACAUCAAUUUCCCGUGGAAGACAGCACUCUUUAAGGGAAUUAUGCAAAAUGUGUGCAUUCUGGACAUGACACUCCUGGAGGAGAGCGGGGAACCGUUCUGGACAGUCAGCUCUCUUGUUGAGAUACAGAAUUCCUCCGAGACAAAUCAGUUUGACUUUGAUCCCAAUGCAUACCAAAGCAUCAAUUAUGAGGAUCCUACGGGGAAAGUUCAUUUUGAAAUUGGGCAGCUGGAUGACGGAUUACAGUACCUGUGUGAAGCAAAAAUCUCAUUGUCUGUGCCAGCAAUCAACAAGUACUUCAGGACCUCUUACUGAUUCAACAUCUGCAUGAAUUUGUCACAUCCGAAAAUGACAGUUUCCCUCUUUUUUUAGAUUAUAGAAUGAAGACAACGAAGUCACUCGGCAAGUUGAGUCCAUAAUGAAAAGUUAAGAUGUCCUGUUACAGGAGUUGGUUUUGCUUUGCUAAAUUUUUCGAAUUGUAUCUAGUGAGUUAAAUCUCUAGUGUGUUCUUUAAAAAUCCAUGAUCUCUUUUAUUUUUAACUUUUUUUUUACAGCUUCCUUUACAUGGGCUGAUUUAUAUAUUACCUGGUCAUUUUUACAUUUCUGUGUAAGCUAAAAGUAAGAAAUGAUUUGUUGAACGAAAUCUUUCCAAGAGAGCCAUUCGCCAUUGAAAACCAUCAUUAGCUUAGCAUAUAUGCAUGAAAUAAGAAAGAAAUAAUCUUAUUGAUAUUUAUCGGUGCUGUGGGCAACCCCUGUGAUCUCCAUUGCACAUGUGUAAUUUAUUUUCUGAAUCUGAUAAAUGUUGUGUGUGUGUGAGAGAGAGAUUGGGGAACGUUGUGAAAAUGUGUGGAAAGUGAAUAUUUGUUUCCUUGGCAACCUUGGCAUGUAUAUUAUAAUGUAUGUGUAAAAAUGUUUGUGGAAGAGAGGAUGUGUGUGAGAGAGUGUGUGUACUGAUGUGUGUGUGUGAGUGUGAAACAGGAGACCAAUUUGCCAGCAUCUGGACAAUAAAUAUUUAACAGGAAACUAAUUUGCCAGCUUCUGGACAAUAAAUAUUUACCUAUUCUUAUCUAUUGCUAUUUCAUCACUUUGCUACCGGAAGUACACAUUGUGCUCCAUGUACUAAUAAUAGUUAAUAGCUGCACAAAUCAAUGGAACCAUAUAAGAGAUGUUCUACCUCAAUUUUAUUGGAUCUCAUACCUAAUUUAUGUGUGCCUUUUAGUUAAUGAGUAAUGUGGUGUGUAAGUGCAAGUAUGUAUGGGGUUUAACAUCCCUAUCAACACUACUAGAUUAUUUGAGAGGCGGGACCUCCCAAUUGGAACGUCCUUCCCUAAUUGGACUGGAGUAGUGUGAAAACUCCUGUGAAAUGUAUUAAUGUUUUGGGGUUUGAGACACAGUUACAUGUAGCAUUGCACCAUGUACAUAUACUAAAUGUUGGACAGAUAUAGAUUGCAGUGUACUGAGUAUGGUUUUCUCAGACAAGGUACAUACAGAAACUGUUUUUGGUCGAGAUUCAUCGCCCACAUUUUGCUGCAUAAUAUGUGAAAUUUUUCUCUUUUUCUCUUUUCACUAAAAAAUAGCACAAGCUUUACUUUUUAAAGUUUGUACUGGUGUCUUCAUUAAGUAUGCCCAUGGUAGUAUGUUCUAAAUACACUUGCUGAAUGUGUAUGGGAAAUAUUUGUGAAUUAUACGUCGAGAGAAA
Messenger RNA from Aplysia californica (California sea hare), 3058 nucleotides. RefSeq names its product F-box only protein 15. The record is from RefSeq and is a predicted model, not a curated record. Gene Ontology annotation, molecular function: protein binding. The transcript is spliced from 14 exons. Lineage: Eukaryota; Metazoa; Mollusca; Gastropoda; Aplysiida; Aplysiidae. Bases 115 to 1674 code for a protein of 519 amino acids.